Molecule: messenger RNA, 15901 nt
Organism: Saimiri boliviensis boliviensis (Bolivian squirrel monkey)
Lineage: Eukaryota; Metazoa; Chordata; Mammalia; Primates; Cebidae
Gene: PURA
Product: purine rich element binding protein A
Biological process (GO): regulation of transcription by RNA polymerase II
Cellular component (GO): nucleus
Molecular function (GO): RNA polymerase II transcription regulatory region sequence-specific DNA binding; purine-rich negative regulatory element binding; DNA-binding transcription factor activity, RNA polymerase II-specific
Source: RefSeq, a predicted model, not a curated record
AUAUAUUACACUGCGUGGGCGGCUGGGCAGCAACCCCACGCUUCCUGUCAAGGAUUCCUGGGGCCAGAGCCUGAAAAGUGGUCUAGCCUCUCUGCUUCACGCCAAUUCUGUCCUUCCAACCCCUCUCGGCGGGUGUCUGAAGGCCAAGGUGAGACCCUCCCGGGAGAUGAAAGGCCUAUUGCCUCCUCAGAGACCCGAGCGGAGUUGGGGCGGGGGUGCGGCGUGAUCCGGUGGCAGCGGCAGCGGCAGCCGCAACGACGCACAGGGCCCUAAGUUGGAGCUGGCGCAGGCCCUUCAGGGUUCUAUCCCCGCCUGAGGCUGGCUUCGGCCUUCAGAAGCCCAACGAGGAAUAAGUUCUCUGUGGGCGCUACGGACGGUGGGGGAAGAAGUGUGGGUGGAGAGGCCACAAACAGCCCCCUCCUCAGUCGCGCCCCAAGGCCUGUGCCGCGGAAUGUUGACGCGCCAACAGCCGAGAGGGCGCGCUCACGCGCGAGAUGGGGGCGGGAAGAGCGCGCUCAGCGGCCGCCGCGGCGGCAGCGAAAACGGAGGGACGCGAGAGCGGAGAGCGCGAGCCGCGGAGUGGGGAGGAGGGGUGGGGAACGCGGUGCGCGCGCUGACGUCGCCCGGAGUCACGCACGGAGCGCCGGGUUACGCGCCGACGUCUGGCUGCCACGACUUGCCGUCUGCGGCGGCGGCGGCGGCGGCGGCGGCGGCGGCGAGCGGAUCCCGCAGGGAAGGAGGAGGAGGAGGGAGAGCCAAGGGGGCUGUGAGUGAGCGGGAGAAGCAGGGUGUGAGCCGGACUUGCCCGCGGGAGGGAGAGCGAGCGAGAGCCGAGCCUGCCAACAGAGCCGCCUCCUCCUCCUCCCCUCGGCGUCCCGCCCCCGCCUGCCAGCCCGCCCUCUUCCCUCCUCAGCCCGCAGAGCCCAAGUGAGGCGCAGCUCGGCUAGCGCCGCUGUCCAGGACAGGUGUGCGCGCGCGCGCCCUCCUCCCCUCCCCCCUUCCUCGCGCCUGCCUUGCGCGCGUCCUCCCUCCCGCCAGCCUGCGCCCUCCCUCACCUGCGGCAGGACAGCGCCCGCCCGCCCGCCCGGAUCUCGCGAGAGUGGCUGACUGGCUGUGGGGGUUGCGGCGGCAGCAGGCGGAGCCGGGGAGGGAAAGCAGCGGCGGCUGAGGCGACUGAGGCGGCGGGCGGAGCGGCAGGCGGCGGCGGCGGCACGGCAGCGGAGCGCAGCAUCAUGGCGGACCGAGACAGCGGCAGCGAGCAGGGUGGUGCGGCGCUGGGCUCGGGCGGCUCCCUGGGGCACCCCGGCUCGGGCUCAGGCUCCGGCGGGGGCGGUGGUGGCGGCGGGGGCGGCGGCGGCAGUGGCGGCGGCGGCGGCGGGGCCCCAGGGGGGCUGCAGCACGAGACGCAGGAGCUGGCCUCCAAGCGGGUGGACAUCCAGAACAAGCGCUUCUACCUGGACGUGAAGCAGAACGCCAAGGGCCGCUUCCUGAAGAUUGCCGAGGUGGGCGCGGGCGGUAACAAGAGCCGCCUCACUCUCUCCAUGUCAGUGGCCGUGGAGUUCCGCGACUACCUGGGCGACUUCAUCGAGCACUACGCGCAGCUGGGCCCCAGCCAGCCGCCGGACCUGGCCCAGGCGCAGGACGAGCCGCGCCGGGCGCUCAAGAGCGAGUUCCUGGUGCGCGAGAACCGCAAGUACUACAUGGAUCUCAAGGAGAACCAGCGCGGCCGCUUCCUGCGCAUCCGCCAGACGGUCAACCGGGGGCCUGGCCUGGGCUCCACGCAGGGCCAGACCAUUGCGCUGCCCGCGCAGGGGCUCAUCGAGUUCCGUGACGCUCUGGCCAAGCUCAUCGACGACUACGGAGUGGAGGAGGAGCCGGCCGAGCUGCCCGAGGGCACCUCCUUGACUGUGGACAACAAGCGCUUCUUCUUCGAUGUGGGCUCCAACAAGUACGGCGUGUUUAUGCGAGUGAGCGAGGUGAAGCCCACCUACCGCAACUCCAUCACCGUGCCCUACAAGGUGUGGGCCAAGUUCGGACACACCUUCUGCAAGUACUCGGAGGAGAUGAAGAAGAUUCAAGAGAAGCAGAGGGAGAAGCGGGCUGCCUGUGAGCAGCUCCACCAACAGCAACAGCAGCAGCAGGAGGAGACCGCCGCUGCCACCCUGCUACUGCAGGGUGAGGAAGAAGGGGAAGAAGAUUGAUCAAACUGAAUGAAAACCCCACACACACAUGCAUACACACGCACACACACACACACACACACAGCCACACACAGAGAAAAUAUACUGUAAAGAAAGAGAGAAAAUAAAAAGUUAAAAAGUAAAAAAAAAAAAAAAAAAAAAAAAAAAAACCUGUUAACUCCAAGGGAGCACCACCCACAGAACCUCCACCAACUGACAGUUUCUCUUCUUGACUUGCCACUCAUCGCUGGAUGUUGUCCACUUUAUCCACCAUAUAAAACAGUAAGCAGCUGCUAAAAACAAAAAAAUACAAAAAGUAAUAACAUUAUAUGAACUGUGUUUCCUACUUGAUUAAAAAAUAUAAAGAACUGAGUGUUUAUUUCCCUAAUUAACCAAGAACUUUUGUACACGUUUAAGCUAUUAUUAUUAAAAAGUGUUUGCAAAAUGGUCAAGAUUAUAAUAUUGCUGAAUUAUAUAAAAGUCCUUUUCAUGUUGAGCUAACAUUUGACUUUAGCACAAAAAAAGAGAUAUUUUAGAACACGUAAAAUAAUAUUUUUAGUUUUUCUCAUUUUGUUACCAAAUUUCAAACCUUACAUGGAGGUUAUUAUAGUAUAUUUGACACCCUAUAUACCUGUGAUUAGAGAUGUGUAUAUAUAUGAGGGCUAGGCAUGCUGUGUGUCUGAGCUUUGUCUAAAUGUUAUGCAGAAGUUUGUAGAGUUAAAGGUACGUAGGUUUAAUUCAUGCAAGGUAAACAAUAAGUGCUCUCUUUUAUACAAUAUGCAUUGCAUCUGGACCUUAAACAUAAAAAUGGUCAGUGAAACUUCUGUGAACAUGAAGAAAUUAUUAAAAAAAAAAAAAAGGCAUUUAAAUGAAAUUUGCUAAGUUGUGAUUUUUAUGGUUGGAACCAAAGUUGUUCAAAUAGUAAAAGGAAAAAGAAAGAAAAAGGAAAUCUCCCAUAAUAUUUUUCUGCAUCUGUUUGCUUUGACUGAGUAGGCGUUUUGUCAUUAUUGUGUAUAUGAGAUGUACUUGUAUCGUUCAUAAUAUAUUUUUUUUAUUAUGUGUAGAAAGAUUUUAAAAACUUAACUAACGUGCAGCAAUUUCCAGUGAACCUGUACUUGGACAUCAGGUAGUGAGUCUAUUUGUGGUCACUAGCACUGUCUCCUAAACUUGUAAGAGGUCUGAAGCUAUCCUUUGAUUUUCGCUAGUGCUAUUAACUUAUGUAGACCUGUUAAAAAGCAGAGCAACACAAUUAUAGUUAUCCUACUGAGCCAUGGAUUCUGAGUUUUGUUUUAAAGUGAAAGCCAAGUUGGUGUAUGUAAAGGAUUUCCAUGUAGCUGUGGUGCUAGUUAUUACUGGCUACAUUAUAUGCUAAGUGUAUUUGUGUUCCCCAAGUGUACAAGCCUUCUAUCAAAAGUAUGUUCUAUAACUCAUAUAUUCAAGGUGUAGGGUAUAAAAAUGCAAAGUUUAGGAGAGCACUUUACCAAGCUGGUGUCCUCCAAACUGAAAUUGUUUGUAACGAUAGUCUUUUACAGGUUUUCAUUUAAAGAUGUUUGUGUGCUUUUAAUUGACGACUAACUUCUUGCUGCUGUAUAGUAAAAUAUUAAUAUAUUUUUAUCAUUAAACUGCUGCAUGACUAUCAUCUUUGAGUGAAGAGAAAAUGUUAUAAAAAAAAAAAAGAUGCCUUAAACAGUACAUUUUGGUUUGGAAUUCUGUAGAAAGUAUUUUGGUAUUAAAAAAAAAAAAAGGGUCUUGUCUGACAGAGAGAGUUCUGGGGAUGGAAUUGUUUCUUGGCAAAUCCAGCCAUAUAGAUCUAACUGCUGUAUGUAUAAGACACCACCUGUAGGAGCGGGAAGGUAUCAGUGCUUCUCAUAUUGUAAAGCAUUGGCCUAGGAAGGCAAACAGUUGUCUUUUUGAAGGAUUUUUUUUUCUGCUGGUUCUUUGGGUUUUGAUUUGAUAUUUUUAUGCUCCCUGGUUUAGUGUGUUGUCUUCGUUUUUGAGAUCUACUGUAUAUGUUGAAUAACAAGCUAUUUUCAUUGUACUGUGCAUUUUCUCAUUAAAUUGUUUGCUUUUAAUAUUCAUAAAAUGUUAAAUAUGAGGUGACCGUACAGUAGUUAGGAGUUUCUUUACUUACAAAAUCACUGGAAAUGAUUAAAUUGCUUUUCCCCCUCCCCAGAGGUGCAUUUUUCUUAUUUCCAUAUAGUAAAGUUGAGCUUUUACAGUGCAUAAUGUGACAUUUGGAAUGCUUAUCAACUGCAUGUAAACAUUAAUAACCUGCACUUUUUUGUCUUAAGGUUUGUUGAGCUGUUUUGUUCACUGUACUUUAACUGUGAUAUGGAAAAGACUGCAUUCUCUGUGCUGUUACUAAUUAGGAAAGAGAAUUGCUUUGAUUUUGUCUCUUGUUUACUAUAGCUUCUUAAAGUUAAGCCUUGUACUACAGGUUGUUGGAGUACUCCUAGAUUACUGUUUCAUAGUAGCCAGCAAUAAGUAGUGCAAGUCAACAAAAACAGCAAACUUAGGCAAAGUGUCCUUCCUUUGAGAUGCGAGUUCUUUCAUGAGGUUUUCUUUAGGGCCAGAGUUACCUAAAGUGAAGCCUUUCUUACCUAUAGACUACAGAUUCUGCUUGGAAUCCCACCGGCUCAAGAAGCACAUGUAUUGUGCAGUUGUCUUUACACUAAAACAGUUGAAUACAAUCUUACUAAGAUUUUGAAACCAGUGUCUGAUUUAUGGUCAGUGGGUUUAAAAAGAAAUCCACAUGCAGAUCUUUUAAGACUUAAAAAGUGAUCGUAGAAAAGACUAAGUGACUGUAAAGAUGCUCUUUUUUUUAAGCAUCUCACUUUACCUCCCCAAGCACCCUCCCAAACCUUGUCUUCCCUCUCCUGUUUCAUUCUUUCCCUACCCUUCCCUCCCAGGUGCUCGGUACUUUACCAAGGUUCUAUAUCUCAGUGUUUUAUGUUGGAGUUUUUCCUUGUUUUUAUUUUAGUAGUUGGCAAACCCUGUUUGUGCUGACACAAAUAAGGAAAUGGUAUAUUUGACCAUAUGUGUUAUUCAUAGAAGACAGUAUGAUCAAAUGUGCCAAAAACAAGUAAACAAAACUUAAUUCCUGAGAAGUAUGCCUUAUUUUUAUUGAUCUGCUUUGUCUUACAAUUAAGGUCCAAGAGCUUGGUUAAACUGUAUUACUUGCCUAAGUAUAAAAGAAAACUUGAACUGCAUUGCAAUAUUGACAUUCUUUAAAAUGAGAGACACUGUCAAGUAAUUUAAUCCAGAGAUCAGCCACCAGAUUUGAAAUGCUCAUGUAUGUGUGUGUGUUUGGAGUUGUUUGGUUUUUUUCUUUUAAAUCACCAAAUUUUUUUAAGCUACUUUUAUUUGUGCCUCCUAUUUAUCAUGCUGGUGUUAGAAGCAACAGUCAUCCAACCACAGAGGGAGCUAAAGUUAACUAACCAGAACUGUAGAAAUCAUUAUACAUGCCUUUGACAACAAAGGAAGUUCAUAAGAAAAGCCAUGUUGGCUUUUCCUCUACUAGAUACAGAUUGGAGAUAGAUGAAUAUUUGCCAAAUGGAAAAAAAGACGAUGCUAGUCAGGAAAGACAAACUGUUUUCCAGCUUCUCAAAAAGCCAUGGAGAGUAGAAACCAAAACCAACAGGGAAAUAAAAAACCUUGAAAGUCUCACUUUCUAGUUGUCCCAUGCAGGGGUUGAAAUUUGGCUCAAAGCGGAAAGUAUGUUUUUUUAGGCCUUCACAUCUAGAGAUGGUUAACUUCCAAUUUGAUUUUUCAGGUAAUAGAGAAAGCUGCUAGUAAUUGUAACCCCUGCCUAAAGAAAGACAGAUAAUUUCAUUUGGGAGCAAAUACUUAUUGCCUUGAAAAGUAGCACUGUAAUAGCCUAUGAUAAUUAGUUGUAGAAUAACCUUUAUCCCUUUCAAACUAUGCAAAUUAUUAAAUAAGUGUAAAUUAGGAUUCAGUUAAAGAUAGUUGAUUAUAUUGCAAUCAGAUGGCAUUCACAAACUUAACUGGAGCAUAUACAAAUAAAAUCUAUUAGUCUAAGUUUUGUAUGCUAACAGAAAGAUAUAAUUUAGCUACCUAUUCUAAAAAUGGUGAAUAUUAUUAAUAUUGUAUAAUAGGACUGGGAAGACUGCCUCCUUUUUUGAAGAGAGAGAUUAAGGAUUUUUAUAAUUGUUUUUCAUCAAAUUUUAAUAUUUUUGUCAAAUUUUUAGGUAUUUAAUUUGUAAAACAGUUUGCUUUGUACUGGCAUACAGAAAAUAGGGUAUUGAUUUUAAACUUUUUGAAGCCAAGUGAUCAAGUACAUUUGUAAUAAAAGUCAAUGGAUCUAUAUCAGUUGUACUCACUGUUUUCAUUUCUUAUUAAUAUAGGGAUGCUGUACUUUUUCUUCAGGAAAACUGAAUUAAAUUUGGGUGGAAGGGAGGGGAAAAGGUAAAUCCAUUGAUAAUGAGAAUCUGGGUGGGUAUCAUGGCCCAAGCACUUUAUAUCAUUUUUUAAGUCAGUUAAGAUUUGAUAUAUUUAAAAAGAUACUAUGUCGACUUUUUUCUUCCUGUUUUCUUAUGUAACUUGAUGUUUGAGGGGGGAUUCUCUCAUUCAUUUUUUUUUGUGUGCUUUUAACACUUUGUGUUUUGGCCCUGUUGAAACGUUCUAAACAUGUUUUUCUUUUAUGACAUUUUGGGUCAUCUGCUAGCCCUGGUGACCCCACUGUGUGGGCAUGAUUAUUUUUAUCUUCCACACAUCGUUUACCUUCUCAUCUACAAUAUUCCCACUCAUUUUUUUUCAGGUGAUAUACACACAGAGAUUUCCAGAUGAUUUUAGAAUGGGGUUUUCUGAAACUGAUGCUUGAGUAGCUUUCAUAGCUCCACAAUUCAGUUUAUUUUACAUGUGAACAUAAUUUUAAGAUUUUCUUCACCAUAAAAAGUGAGAUACCAAGUCUAAUGACUUUUUUGCCUUUUUAAAAUCUUUUGAGUAUCAGAAUGAGAUCUUGCUGUCUACAUAAAAGGAUGCUAAAACAAGGGCAUCUAUAGCACCUUAGGUUUGGAAUAGUUGGUGAUGAUGCUAACGUUUAUAGUUUAUUAUCCCUGAAUUUGAAUAUCUUCAUAAUUGGGGGAGAUAUCCCCGCAUGCGCACAGACACACACACACACACACGAAUAUAUGUAUGUAUAUAUGUAUAUAUAUAUAUAUAUGUAUAUAUAUAUAUACACACAUAUAUGUAUACACACACACACCCCCCUCCAUGAGAGUGGAAUAAGUAGGAGAGAGAAUUUAUUGGAAUUGCUUACAUAAAUUCACAAAAGUUAUUUGUGCAGAUUUGUUUAAGUGUAUCAAUUUUUAAAUCAUAAUAUUUCUGUUUACUUCAUUGCAUAUUAACCAAAUUUUGGCCAUUUGUAAGUACAAUAUAAAACUAAAGUGAUCACUGCUAUUCAUGAAUUAAUUAUUGUAGAGUUUUCUUUGCAGAAUUUGUGAUUUUUUUUAAAGAAAAGCUGAUUUUCCUAUUAAUAUUUGAGAAGGUAUUUGAUCCUAAAACAAAACCUAAAUUUAAGGCAUAGGCCAUUUGACAGGUUCUUUUUGAACAGAAAUUUCAUUAUUGUAGUCUAAGUGAAAAUAAGCCAGAAUUAGCACGAGUCAAGUAGAAUUUCAUGAUACAAGAACAACCAGAUGAAAAAUGAAAUAAUGAUUGGUUCCGAGCCAAUGAAUCUGCUAAACUAACUACCAAGUUUUGAUGUUGAAUGGGCCAGGCAAUUUAUGUCUUUAGGAAAGCUGAGUGUGGCAGAGGUCACUUGUUAACAUUUUUAACAAGAAUGUCAUAACUACUCAUUCAUUUUUAUUUUGUCCCCAUGUUUAUUGUUUUGGUUUGUCUUUUUCCUUCCUGAUGUCCUUUGCUUUUGUGGAAAAUUGUCCUGUUGAUAGGCAGAAACAUGGUGGUGAUCCUCUAUGUAAAAUAAAGUUGCUUCUUACACAUCAGAAAUAUUUCACUCAUUUUGGAAUCACAAGAUUGUCAUGUUUUCAUAAAUACAUUGUUUUGAUUUGAUUAUUGUUAGCAAUUAGCUUAUUUUGUAGCAUUUCAUGGAAAAAAAUUUAAGCUAAAGAGUUUAAUUUUCUUGAUUUCAGUUCUACUUUAAUAAUUCAAGAGGCCUCCAAGUUCAAGGACCAAGUCCUUAUAUUCUAGUGUUGUGAAAAACAUGGAAAUACUCUUGUUAGUGUGUGUUUUGGUCUAAGGUAGAUUAACACAGAAGGAUCCUAGGAGGAUUUAAGAAAAUAUGUCCUUAUUGUGAAGUGGCAGUUAAAGUUAUGGGACAGGUGACUUACCUCUUCAUCUUGACUAGCUCAGUGACGGCCAUCAGCUAAUGACUUACCAGGCACAUGUUGAGUUUGAAUCAAACUUGCAUUUAGCCGGAGUGGAUUGGCAGUUUUCAAUGCAGGUAGUUGUUGGUGGCACUUGACCUACCUCCUUACCAUGUAGAUCUGGCAUCUCUCUCCUAUCCUUCUUUUUGUUUCUCUCUUCUUUUUUAUUCUUGUUGUAGGCCUACCAGUGGCACUCAAGCUUACUUCUUCUGAGAGAAGUAAAUAAAUUUCUGACUCCUGCCUUAGAACAUAGCUAACUGAUGAUCCAGAACGAUUUCAGUAUUAUGAGGUAACUGGGCAGUUUUUUUUUUUUUUCCAAUUGCUAUUUUCCCCAUAGUCUUAAGCUGACAGUAUGAAGGGUAUCUAAAUUAAUGUUUGUGAAGAAACUUGUGAACUGAAGAUAGUAAGAGGUAUGUGUAUUUUAGGCAAGUUACUGGGAUCUGAGACUUACUGGUUUGGAAAUUUGAGAGUAGGAUGAGGAGAGCUGUUUAACAUGUUUGUGGUUGGGCGUUCGGAAGGUAUAUAGGGAAUGGUUUGGAAGUAAAAUGGGAGGAAUUUUUACUAGAGGUAGGAAAAGGUACUAUGAUGGAGUCUGAAUGAGAGUUAUUUACUAAGGAAAUGAAGUUGACCUUCACUAAGGAAGUUUCAAUAAAACCGGAGAAAAUGGGUGCCUCACUGAUUAUGAGAAAACUGUUAGUUACUACAGCUAGAGUUAUGAUGGUGAUGAAGCAUUAUACAAGUCUGUUUUCAUGUAUAGGAUGUUUGCUUUUCUGGGACAAAUUAAGUAGCACAAUUGUGGAAUGACAGCUUUUCUGGUCAAGGCAAGUGGGUGCUGGGAGUUAUUUUGAGGAAAAGAGAAGGAAAUUUUACGCUUUUCACAGUUAUUUUUAAACUAUCGGAAAUAUUUAUCACACAUACUAUCUAUUUUCUUGGGCUCUUGUUACAAUGUAGUUUACUUUUCAAAAUGGUCCUUAGAUUAUUUGAUUUUGCAGUCCACAAAGACACUUAUUAUUCCUUGCUUUCAUAGAACUUUGAGACUUUGGCCCACACAGAUUUCUUAGACGAAGGACAAUAAACCAGAUAAAAACACUAACUUGCAAUUUUAGGUAUCUUUUUUAUUUCUUUUAUAUUUGCAACCAUAGCAAUCAUUUAACCUUGUGGACCUUAUGAGGCACUUAAUAAUACUAUAUUUCUAAAAUUAGACAACAUACCCCCUAAACUCAUGUUCCUGUUUCCCCACUUGGUCUCUUACUUCAAAAUUGUAGUAUUCCCAAGAGUUCAGUGGUGGCAAAUAUUAAUAAAAUAAGUUAUUAAUAGUACAUCUUGGAGGUUCAUAUGUCCUUUGUAGGGUAAGCUGAUAGUGUUUAGAUUUCUGUUCCCAUUAUUCCAUUAGUAUUUUAAAUUAAGACAAAGAAUUACUGUAAUAUUUGUUUUUAAAGUUACAUAAUUCAAGUAUGUUUGGAUUAACUCUUUGUUGUCAAAUUUAGUGUGGAUUUAUUCCUGGUGAUUUUGACAGAUUACUUUCAAGUUUCAUUUUACUCACAUCUCUAUAUGUUAGUGAUAAAAAUCUCUUUUAAAAAUAGCAAAAAAGAGGAUCUGAUUUUCUACUUUGAAGGUAAUUUUUCUUUUUUAUGAAUGUCAAGUUCAUUAAUAGCAGGAUUGUUUUUACUAUAGCUUGUUUUAUAGAGUUGGCACUUUAGUAUAAUUUUCACAUUUUGUGUCAGAUUUUAAAUUAUAAAGUUACAUACUAUAACUAAUUUAAGUCAGUGCAGAGCCUUCUUAAAUAACCCCUCCCUUAGAAAUUUGCUUAAAAAGAAGUGAAUUCCCAAACCUGUGUCAAGAACUAGUGAUUUAAAUGACUGUGAGACAAGUCUUUGAAAGGCUUCUUUAAGCCUAGUCAGUGGAGAUAAACGAUAGCCCAUGUCCAUGCUGCAUAUAGUUGUUAGGGUUUAUAAAGUUUGUCAAUGUGUAAAAGUGCAAAAGCAGGAAAGACUAUGUAAAGUUGCCUGUAAAAUUUCUAGUUUUCAUUAUUUGCACUAUUUAUCUUUGCACUUGAUUUUUUGAAAGUUGACUAGUCACUUUCACUUUUGUUUCUAGUCUUUUCUAAUUUCAUGCAGAAUUAUGUUUUCAAUAUCCCACCCAAAGCAAAACUUAUAUGCAAUUAAAUAUACUUUAUAAGACCAAGAAAAUAUUUCUUAGUGUUAGCUGUGUAAAACAAAAAUUUGUUUUGAUAAAAUUUUUAAUAUGGACCUUUAUUUGCUGAUAAAAUCCUUUGUAAAUGUGAGCUUUAUUAAACUGUUUAAAUAGACAGCUUAGGAUAGGAAAUAUAUAUGUGUGUGUAUAUGAAAUGAUGUCUUUGAGUUUCAACUUCCAGCCUGAGAUGGCCUUGUUUUGGUGUGUUGGUUUGUUUCACUAAAGUCAGUGAGAUAUGAGUCUAGCUGGGUACAUGCUUACAAAGCUGGAAGUGAGGUGGGUGGCAAGUGGCAGCUCCCUCUUUUGUGUAGUUUUCCAUAAUGUUCAUAUAGUUUCCUCAUGGUCUAAGUGAUAUAACUGGUUUUAAAGUAAUUAUAUUGAAUAUUCCUUUUUGGAAUUCAGGGUUGAAUCACUUUUUGAGGGGGAAGGGAAGCAAGGAUAAGAGACUUUAUUUUAACCAGAUGUGGUCUUACGACCUCAAAGUUGUGCUCCAGAAAGAAAAUAACAAAAAGUAUACCUGUGAACAUAUUUUUUGUCUUGGUGAUAUUAUGCAACACAGAAUUGCAAAAAAAUUUAAAAAUUGAUAGUUUUAUCAAUGGAACAGAGAGAUGGGUUUUUGACUAAAAUGAUUUUUUAAGUUAUUUGGUUAUUUCAUUUCAUAUUCCCUUUCUCAUAGCUUUGUACACACCUCAUACUUAAAACCAAGUGAUAGGCCUCUUUUCAGAUGUGGUUUAUUUUUGGAAUGCCUGACUGUGUUUCCGGAUUGGGGAGGCGGGUGUUUUACUUCUUGACAUGCUCUUAGCAUGUUUUGCUAGUCAUUCUGGAUCUUAUGUUUGCAAAUUCUGUUGAAAAUUCAGUGAUGUAUUUGAAAUGAGAAAGUCCUCUAUAAUAUAGUCUGAAUGUUUGUGGCAAUUCAGUUGGCUUUGUUUUUUGCUUUGGAUAGAAGUUUAACUUCCACUGUUCAGAUUUUAGGUUUAUCUAGUGAAAUUGUGUCAGGUAAUUGUCUAAAUAUGGACCAAUUUUGGGAAAUGAAGGUUAAUAAGUGAAUAUUUGAUUCUAGAUAAUCCUUUACUCAAAAUUGUAAGUCAAAGAUUCACAUCAAGAGUUAUCUAACUUUUAUGUUGUCUAAUCUUUAAAUGUGGAUGAUAUUCAGCAUUAUAGCUAUGAAUUUCCUUUAGGAAAAGAGAAAAAUUCAGUCUUGGAACCUUUUCUUGGGAGACUAAAUUUACCGCAUAUCGAAAAUGAAAAAAUUUUAGAAAGUGGAUUUGAUUAUUUUUUAAUGGAGUUUAACUAGCUUAAUUAAUGAUUUUUCCUAGUUCGAAGUACUUAUUUUCCCAAUGUGAAUAAAGGGAAAGGAUCAGCAAUUUGUCUCUGGCCUUUUUUGAGGCCAUUUUCAGUUUUCUGCCCCCAUUUCCCAGUCCUGGUAUAAAAUGAAUUACGGGUAUCCCUCUAAGUCCCUAUAACCCUUUUUGGGGGUCACAGAUACCUUUGAUAAUCUGAUGAAAAGUGUGAUGGAUCCUCUCCCCAGGGGAAAAAAAUGCACAUAACCUGGGUAAUUUUGCAUAUAACCUCAGGGGCAUCACAUAUCUUCUGAAACCCAAGUUAAGGAUUUCUGCUCUAAGUAAAUUGUAGAGAAUUUUAGCUCAAAUCAUUGAUAAAAUUAGGAACCAACUAUUGGCUUAAAAUCUUUCAGAUUGGAAUUAAUGUUAAAUGGUGGCCCCUACUAGCAAAAUGUGACAUUGCAACCAGCUUUGUUAGACAUUAUAACAUCCAGAGAGAGGGGAAAAAGAAGCAAAGCUCUGAAAGCUAUUUAUAAGGAGUCAGGGCAUCUCUAGACAUGGGAGCCAUUCCUGGUUCAAGGCAGGGGUCAGGGUGCCUGACAAUUUCUAGCAGGGUAGAGUCUGAUAAACCACAAUGCUCAGGAUGCCAAGGGGUUAGCCAUUAUCUUAACCCCUUCCUCACCAAAAGAUUUUAGUUUUUGUCUGUUGGGAAACAAGAUGUCACUAGGGAAAAAAAGAUUUGCCUUACAACUUUGCUGGAACACAUCAGUUUGGCGACGUUGGGACACUAGUGUUAUUUUUGAGAAAGUGCAUAAAACCAAAGUAAAUUAUUCUCUAUGUAGAACAUUUAUUUACUAGUAACAUUUGUUUGGGUGUAUUCGCUUUGACAAUUUUUACCAGUAAAUAUUGGUUUUAUUUAAAACUGGGAAUCCAGUUUAUAUAUAGGAUAGUUGAUAUAUCUGUUCUUCUCCCCAUGUAAAGAAUAGUUAAAGAUUUAUGCAUACUUUUUACUUUUCUCUCUUAAUGCCAUGGGGUGGGGUGGGUGGGUGGGGGAAAGAUCUUUCAGUCUACAACUGACAAAAUGUCUUCUUCAAAUUAAAAAAAUCGAGAAGCAGCACUUUAAGUCUAACUCUACACCAUUUUAUUGCAUGUAUUAGUUUUAAUAAUGAUUUUUGGUGCAUGCCUUUGGGCUUAUUCAAAAGUGUACAAUAGGAAAGUAUAUUUCCUUUCUUAGAAAGGAGAUGUUUUCUACUUUGCAACAUGUGAUUACAAAAAUCUUCCUCUGUGGGAAGAUUAACCAUGUAUUGAACUACUGAAAAGUAUAUAUUUUUAGAUAUACAGAAGGAAUCUACAUGGAGCAGCAUUCAGACCUAUAUAGAAGUCAUAGCAUUCUGUAUAGGACCAAAAAGGAAAUAACAUUAAACACUUAAACAGACUUUGUUGGGUAGAAAUACCUUUAGAUCUUGUAUUGACUUCCAAAAAGAAAAAAAUGCCACAGAAGUUUGCUGAAAACUUUUGUCAUUUGAAUUUUCUCUGUCAGUGUAUUUAGCCCAAAUACAACAGCUUUGGGUUAGCACACAUAUAAGAAUCAAGAAAACAAAGCUCACUAAAUAAAUCAGUCUGAUUUGCCAAUCCAGCUUGACUGAAAUAAGUAAACUAAUCACUUGCAACAUGAAAAACUGUCCAACUCCUCUAAGGUUCUGACAAAAUAACCUUGGCUGAUGUGGGAAGACUCCCACUUUGAUUUCUGACCUGACAGUGAAUAUUCAUGCUUGACAUGAUUUCAAACUUGACAGUGUCUGUUUAAGGAGCUAUGGUACAGUUUGCUAAUUCAAUCCCAGAUACCUGUUGAUUACCUGUGAGAUCUAGAGUCCAAAGUAGCCAGCAGCCAUAUCCCUGAGUGCUCUGUGCCCAUCAGAUAUCUUAAAGUAAGCAGAGUUGGGACAGGUCACAGCUUGGAUGAUUGACCUCAGGUGCCAUAGACAGCCCCAGAUUCAAGAAUCGUAUCUGCUUUCUUGGGAGUCGUCACUGAACUGAUGUCCCAUACCGUGUUACUUACUGUAGACGCUCUCUUUUAGAGGAGGCCCAGAGCACACAUCCUAAUUGCUAGUGGUACUCAGAGAGGGGGUGCUAACUCUGAUGCCCUGACCAAAUUCCAGUUUAGGGAUGUGGGUCUUCUUCUUGUCAUUCUAAUUGGAAAUGUGCAUCACUUCCCAUUUUUCCUAUUGAUCUCAGUGCAAACUACACUAGUCUGUUUCUUUGCCCUGGUCCCAAGUCUCUAAGAUGCUGGUAUGUAUUAUAUGGGCUAAGUUAAUGCAUUAUCCUAAGGCACAAGAGUUGAGAAAUGGGUGAGCUUGGUGUCAGAGUGCUAUGUGGUUAGAGAGGGGACUCUUGUGAUGCUGUGGGGAUGAAAUUGGCCCUCUUUUAGCAUAAGUUGGGGAGUGUGCACUGGCUGGAGGCUUCCAGCCAUGAGGUGUGAGCUGAAACCAAUUUUUCCUCUUUUCUUAUAGCAUGUUGAGAAAAUCUGUUGGGUUUUCAGCAGUCAGGGAAGGCCGGAGUUCUGCUUUAAUCUGGGUAACUGAGGCUAAUGUGAGCAAGACUUUGGUUAAUUAACUGGGUUCUCAGAUGCCACAGACUCCGUGAGAAGUCACCAUUAUUUUCAAUGGUUGUGAUAGAAUUUCCCCCUAGUAGCCAUUAUUUUAAGAUUAUAUUGCAGAGUUGCUUUAUUUUGAGCUUUUCGUGUAUACACAAUCCCAAACUGGAAGAAAUUUUAAAAAAAAGGAAUCCUGCUGUGAAAGGUAUAUAUUACUCUAGAUUUUUCUUACUGUAAAUAUUGUAAGAUUGUAAUACUGUCGAUAUUUUAUUAACCAACAAAUGUUAAUCUAUGUGAAUUCAGACUUAUUUUAAAUGUGCUUCUUAUUUACUGUGUGUGGUCCCUGUUGCUGACAGUAUUAAGUUAUAUUCUGAUGUAAGAUUAACUUUAUUAAAGAAUGUAAACAUUAAUGUUUCCUUAUGGGAAAACAAAUAAAGUAUAAAGAAGACAAUUCUUUUCAUUGAAAUAUACUGUGUAUUUACACUUGCUAGACCCAGCACCACUUAUAAAUUUAGUACACUGUUCAGAAUUUUAGUUAACACAGCUGACAUGGUUGUGCUCUGUUUGAAAGUCUAAGAAUAGGUAUUGUUGGAAUAUACAGUUUGUAUUUGUCUGCUGUGAAUCAUGAUCUUGAAAUUUCUAAUCAAGUUUGUAAAAUUUUUAUAGUGAAACAUUUUAAUGACAAUUAAAAAAUUUAUCUUCUCUAAAGAAUGGUCAAAACAAUAUCCUUUCAGAAAUAGAAUUGUUCUUUAAUAUCUUUCCAAAAUGACUUUGGUUAAAUGGACCAGAUGUAUAUUAGUUAAAAUUUAGGACUAAGUUGUUGAUAUUCUUUGAGUUUACAAGUUAAUCCUUAUUGGAGAUGUGCCAAUAUACAGUUAGAAUAUCAUUAAGUUGCACUGUUUGGGGACCCCAUUUAAGAAUGCUGAAUUUUGCCAACUAAGAAGUAAGCAAAUACAAUUUAAAAAGUAAAUUUGAGCAUUCUGUAUUAAAUAUGUGCAGUUAUUAUCACAUGAAGAAACGCAGUGUGUCGGGCUGUAAUAUUACCAUAUUUGCUGUCAUGUUCUCCCAUCUCAGUGCUGGGAACUCACCAUGUGGAAACCAAGCAAACGUGUUGUGCAUCAGCCGGCUUGAGUUUGUUCAAUAUCAAAGCUGAAAACUAGCGAGGUCUGCUGUACUGCUUAUUGAAGUAUUGUGAUUCUUUUAGGCAUUGAUUCUUAUAAAAUAUAUACUGUAACAGUAUACUUUGUACAGAUUUAAAUUUUAUUUGAAAAAAUGAAAUAAAGUAGGCAAAAAAAUAAAGAUGUUUAUUUUUCA